AUGUCGAAAAGCAUCAAAGCCCUCAGCCUUAAAGGCAAACAGAAUUGGGACACGUCAAUAUACUGCUUCAGCAAGAACAAACGCAACAACUUCAUGUGGGAAAAGGAUGGUGCUGCCAAGGAAGCCCUGAAGCACUUUUUCCAGAAUCAACUUACAUCGACCCCUCAGUUUCGCCAUUCGCCCUCGCGUGUCACCAUUCAAAUGUUCUACUAUGCCGAUCCCAACUUUGGAGACCUUUCUCAAUUCAAGUUGCAGCCUCUUGAACAACUCGUCAGCAAUCUCUAUCCAAACAAAUACGUCGACAUGCGUGUGAUUCGCCUCCACUAUCCUUACAUGAACGCCGAGAUUCUCGCAAAAUACUUGACUGUCAACAGCCAGAAAAAGUCUUGGUCUGCAUUGACUCGACCCUUCAUGAAGAACAUGCCUAUCGUCAAGGCUCCUCUUGCACACAACAUGCCAUUCGCCGUUCAAUGGCAGAGCCUCUUGCCUCAAGUUGCUAACGAUAAGCUCACCACCGCCAUUCAAGGUGUCAAGUAUCAAGUCUCCGGUCGUUUGGGUCGUCGAUCAGGUUCCGGUCGUAGUCAAAUCUUGCGCAAAUCCAUUGGUACCUUCCAGUUCACCAGCCAUCGUUCUCUCGUGGAUGUGGGUCGUCAUACUUUCUCCAAUAAGAAUGGUAGCAUCACUGUCAAGGUGUGGAUUGCAUCUGCUCUCUUUGGUGCCAAUGCUCUCUCAAGACAUGUCAACAAGAAAGCCGUCGAGACCGCCGCCGCUGCUGCUGCUUCCACUCCCAAGCUUUAA
Molecule: messenger RNA, 798 nt
Organism: Lichtheimia ornata
Lineage: Eukaryota; Fungi; Mucoromycota; Mucoromycetes; Mucorales; Lichtheimiaceae
Exons: 1
Coding region: 1-798 (265 amino acids)
Biological process (GO): translation
Molecular function (GO): structural constituent of ribosome
Source: RefSeq, a predicted model, not a curated record